AGUGGGGUGACUUUCACGUAAUAAGUCUACGCGUCUACUUCAUUUGAGCGGAUGACCACCAGAUGGCUAGGAAGCAGGACAACCACUAUGGUACCUCUAUCUAAUCCAUAACGUCGUCGUCAUGACAACCAUGAUUACGCUUGCCAAACUAAAAUGGCCGCCAACACAUACGAGUUGCGUUUGGCACCUGAUAAAAAGUUUUCAGCCCAAGCGGCCCGAGAGUGUUUGAAAGAUGCCUUGAUGACCGAGUUCGACGACAAAAUUUACGACUCCAGUCAGGUAGCACAGUGGACGAAAGAAACCUCGCAAAGAAUAUGCGAAAGACUACAAGAAUUGGGUUUCGAAAGAUAUAAGUACGUGGUGCAAGUAGUCAUCAGCGAACAACGCGGUGAAGGAGCAAGGAUGGCUUGCCGCUGCCUUUGGGAUUCCGACACUGACGUCUGUGUUUCGGAGUUCUAUAAUGGAGUCCCACUUGACAUGCAUCAAGCCGCAGCAGGAUGGAGUGGUGCAGUAUUGGGAAACUGGUAUAAAUGCUCAUGUGCUACCAAGCUCAGAGCUAGCUUUACUUUCCAACAUCUGUCGUGCCUUCACUGGAGACAACCAAGAUGCUAUUGAGAAUAUUCUUUAGCCUCCAUCACCUGAAUUAUUGUACUGCCCAACUGCCACGCUCUCCAAGGAGAGCAGCAGUAUUGAAAAUAAAAUAAAAUAAAAUAAACACCUGUUUGGGAAUCCUACGUCGUGCUGGCAAAGCGCCAUACUACUUUCAAUAAAUGUUCAUUGAUUCAUUCAUCACCCCUCACAAGCCUCUUUCUUUUUCCCCCUUCCUUCAGCACAGAGCAGCAGACUAAGGAAGUCAUCCUCAGACUGACCACUCUGCCUUCUCUGAAACAACGUUCUGUUUCUCUU
This is a messenger RNA of Dermacentor andersoni, 906 nucleotides long. Lineage: Eukaryota; Metazoa; Arthropoda; Arachnida; Ixodida; Ixodidae. The record is from RefSeq and is a predicted model, not a curated record.